AUGACUGACCACCUGGCGAACAUGGGCGGCUGUGAUUGGAAGGACCCACCGCAGGCUGUCGUAGCAACCGACGAUGAUCACUCUGAGGAGUGGUCUCGUGUUGAGACACGCAGCCUCGACGAUGACGUCCUCCUAGCUGUUCGCGACACCAAUGGCAACGACAAAAGCGACGGCGGCAGCGAGGAAUCUUACGACAAUGAGCCUCCUAAUUAUGCUGAUUCAGCGGACCGAGACCUCCUUCGCCAGUGCUUUCCUGCUGGAACGGCCACACUGCCGGAUCCAAGCUCGCAGGCAUCUCUGUCCUUCAGAACUCAACCCUGUGAGGACAUCAGGGUGAACGAGCCAGAACAGCCAGUGAACGAGCCAGAGCAGCCAGUGAACGAGCCAGAGCAGCCAGUGAACGAGCCAGAACAGCCAGUGAACGAGCCAGAACAGCCAGUGAACGAGUCAGAACAGCCAACUGGACUACAGGCGCGGACAGAGCCAAGGCUUGCCCGAGAUGACGAAAGGAACCUCAAGCGCAAGGCGUCCACUGAGCUUGAGCGCACGCCCUCAAAAUCAACAGAGGAGGUCCGUCGCCGUGGAGGAUAA
Molecule: messenger RNA, 591 nt
Organism: Cladophialophora psammophila CBS 110553
Lineage: Eukaryota; Fungi; Ascomycota; Eurotiomycetes; Chaetothyriales; Herpotrichiellaceae
Exons: 2
Coding region: 1-591 (196 amino acids)
Source: RefSeq, a predicted model, not a curated record